AUGUCUCUCUUCCGCACCAUUCCCACCGCCUCCGACUUCUCCCCCCUCUUCCGCCUCCUGGACGACUACGACAACCACCGCUCGACCAGAGGCCAAGGCCAGCACACCUCCGUGCGCUCCUUUGCACCACGCUUUGACGUCCGCGAGACCAAGGACGCCUACCUCCUCGACGGUGAACUCCCCGGCAUCGCACAGAAGGACAUCGACAUCGAGUUCACCGACCCUCAGACUCUCGUCGUGAAGGGCCGCUCGGAGCGCGAGUACCACUCUUCCAACGUCGGCGAGAACACUAGCUCCAGCUCCACCCCUGCCGCUGAGAAGCAGCCCCAGGUUGAGGAUGCACCCGAGGGCGAGGGCACCGUUGUCAGGACUAGUGGUGAGAAGCAGGUCGCCAAGCACACUGAGAAGCCGCGCUACUGGGUUAGCGAGCGCUCUGUUGGCGAGUUCCAGCGCACUUUCAGCUUCCCGUCUCGUGUUGAUCAGGAUGCGGUCAAGGCUAGUCUGAAGGAUGGAAUUCUUUCGGUUCUUGUCCCCAAGGCGGCGCCUCCCAGCUCGAAGAAGAUUGCGAUUCAGUGA
Molecule: messenger RNA, 576 nt
Organism: Aspergillus calidoustus
Lineage: Eukaryota; Fungi; Ascomycota; Eurotiomycetes; Eurotiales; Aspergillaceae
Source: the annotation of a GenBank genome assembly